Molecule: messenger RNA, 2145 nt
Organism: Sorghum bicolor (sorghum)
Lineage: Eukaryota; Viridiplantae; Streptophyta; Magnoliopsida; Poales; Poaceae
Exons: 1
Coding region: 432-1769 (445 amino acids)
Source: RefSeq, a predicted model, not a curated record
ACAAAUAAAAAGCGCUGCUAGUACUCCACCUCGCCACUAAACUACUCCAACCGCCAUGAUUAGCCCCCGACGAGAGCUUCCAGCUUCUGACUGAGACCCUUUCUUCCUAAUCCUUCUUCCGUAAACCAAAUAAACUAAUCCCCUUCCCCCCUAAUCGCGUCAUCCCCACACAUAUAUACGUACCACCACCACGCCACCUCCCCCACCCCAUCACCAUUCCCUCCUCCACCUCCACCGCCACCAACGCCGCCGCACGCAAUCCAAUCUCACCGGAAAAACGCCUGCUUGGGUUGAGCUGAGCCGGAGCCGCCAUGUGCCCGCGGACCCGCUGAGCCAAAACCCCCCGCGCGCUCCUACCCUACUACCGGCCGUUCCCUUCCCCUCUCCAAGAUCCGCGCUUUGAUUCGUCCGCCGCCGCCGACGCCGAGACCAUGCCGGCCACGGACCUCCAGGGCUCCUCCCCGUCGACGCACUCCCACUCCUCCCCGUUCUCUUCCUUCGGCCGCACACUCCUCUCCCUCCGCCGCGACGCCGCCCCGUCCGCGGCGGCAUCCGCGAUGCCGCAGCCCGGGUUCGUCGUCGACCCGGAGCUCGAGGAGUUCCACGCCCACGUCGCCGCGCACCUCGCCGAUCUGAGGGCACCCGGCAGCGCUGGCGGGGAGGAGGAGGACGACGACGAGGAGUUCAUGUCCAUCCCGUGGAUCCGGCGCCUGCUGGAGGUGUUCCUGCUGUGCCAGGACGAGUUCCGUGUGGCGCUUGCCGAGGCGCGCCGCCGACGCGGCGGCGGCGGGGCGACGUCCCCCGCAGCGGAGAAGCUGGUGGCGGAGUUCGGCGAGCGCGCCGUCAAGGCGCUCGACGUCUGCAACGCGGCGCGCGACGGCGUCGACCAGGCCCGCCGCUGGGAGCGCCUCGCGGGCAUCGCGGCCUCCGCGCUGCUGGUGCCGGCGGCCGCCGGCGCCGAAGGACAGGGGCAGAUCCACGAGGGCCAGCUCCGGCGCGCGCGGAAGGCGCUCUCGGACCUCUCCGUGCUCCUCAUCGACGACGCCGCCGCCGCCUCGGUGGGCGCCGGCGGUGGGCUCGCCUCGUUCCUCUCGUCCCACCGCAACCGCUCCUUCGGCCGCGCGCGUGCCUCCCCCUCCCGCGCCUCCUCCACUUCCUCCUCCUCGUCGCCCUCCGCGCACUUCCGCUCCCUCUCGUGGAGCGUGUCCCGCACCUGGUCGGCGGCGCGGCAGCUGCAGGCCAUCGGGGCCGGCCUGGCGGCGCCGCGCGCCAACGAGGCGGCCGCGGCCUCGGGCCUCGCGGCGCCGGCCUACGCCAUGGGCUGCCUGCUCCACCUCGCCGCCUGGGCGCUCGUGGCCGCGGUGCCCUGCCCGGACCGCGCCGCCGCGCUGCAGGCACACCACCACCACCUCCCGUCCCCGCCGCCGCGCGCCGCGUAUCCCUGGGCGCCGCCGCUGCUCGCGCUCCAGGAGCGCCUCGCGGAGGAAGGGAAGCGCAAGGACCGCCGCAACUCGUGCGGCCUGCUCAGGGAGAUCCACGCGCUGGAGAAGUGCGCGCAGAGGCUCGCGGAGGCCAUCGACGCCGCGCCCGUCCCGCUCACGGGCGAGCGGGAGGCCGAGGUUCGUGAGGCGGCGGCCGAGCUCGCCGCCGCGUGCGCCGCCAUGAAGGACGGGCUGGACCCGCUGGAGAGACAGGUCCGGGAGGUCUUCCACCGCAUCGUGCGCAGCCGGAUGGAGGGCCUCGAUUCGCCGAUGCUCAAUGCCGAUUGAGCUCUGUCAAGAUCAACAUCAUCAUCAUCAUCUUGCCUGCCUUUGAUCAUCUUGCAAUGUGGCGGUGCUAGGUAGCUAUCCUCUUCUUCUUUCUCUCGCUCUUGUGAUCAGCUAGUGGUAAGUAUAAAAUGUGUAUCCUUCUGUAAAGGAUUAUUACAGGAAAGGGAAAGGGAAAGGUGUCAUCUUUAGGUAAAGAUGAUUCCUUAUUCUUCCCCAUGUUUUGAUGCUGCAUUUGGUGUAUAUCGUCGCGUUUUUGAUAGUGUCGCGUCUGUGUGCAGCUAAUUCUCGAGCAACUUGUGUCUCUUUGGGAAUGUGAGUUUCAUUGACAAUGCUAACAACCAGGAAAAAAAAUAUAUAUGUAGUUUAAAUUUGCACA